Molecule: messenger RNA, 1156 nt
Organism: Limanda limanda (common dab)
Lineage: Eukaryota; Metazoa; Chordata; Actinopteri; Pleuronectiformes; Pleuronectidae
Gene: dnajc5ab
Product: DnaJ (Hsp40) homolog, subfamily C, member 5ab
Exons: 5
Coding region: 247-837 (196 amino acids)
Biological process (GO): regulation of synaptic vesicle cycle
Cellular component (GO): membrane; presynapse; intracellular membrane-bounded organelle
Source: RefSeq, a predicted model, not a curated record
UGACAGCUGGUUCCUCCCGGUGCGGCCGCUUCCUCCGUGAUCCUCUCCCGGUGGACCGGACUCUUCUCCCGGUGGACCGGACUCUUCUACCGGCGGAACGAGCAGCGCGACCGGGUGCGAGAGGCGUGACGCCCCGCUGAGAACCAGAGAAGAAGAAGAGGAGCCGGAGCGGGAAGGUGAGAGGCCGAGAGAACGAGGGAGCGAGUGAGAGAAGUAAAGAGAGAGAGAGAGAAAGAGAGAGAGGCCAUGGAGCAGCAGAGGCAAAGGACGCUCUCCACCUCCGGAGAAUCUCUGUACCUGGUGCUGGGCGUCGAGAAGAGCGCCACGAACGACGACAUCAAGAAAUGCUACAGGAAACUGGCGUUAAAGUUUCACCCGGAUAAGAACCCGGACAAUCCAGACGCCGCCGAAAAGUUCAAGGAAAUCAACAACGCCCACUCCAUCCUGGUGGACGUCACCAAGAAGAACAUCUACGAUAAGUACGGCUCCCUGGGGCUGUACGUGGCCGAGCAGUUCGGAGAGGAGAACGUCAACACCUACUUUGUCCUGUCCAGCUGGUGGGCCAAGGCCCUGUUUGUCUUCUGCUGUCUGUCCACUGGCUGUUACUUCUGCUGCUGCCUGUGCUGCUGCUGUAACUGCUGCUGUGGGAAGUGUAAACCUCGGCCUCCCAUGGACCAGGAGCCCGACUUCUACGUGUCCCCCGAGGACCUGGAGGCCCAGAUGACCGCUGACGAGAGAGGUGGCGGCGAGCCCGUGGUCCUGCAGCCGUCUUCAGCCACAGAAACCACCCAGCUCACCGGCGACGCCCACCACAGCUACCGGACCGACGCCUACUAACCACACGCACACGCUAAGAGCACACGUUAAGAGCACAUGCUAAGAGCACACGUGACCUGACCCCCGCUCAAGUAUCACAACGUGACACUAACAUGUUGCACACAAACAUCUGCAGUGGGGCUGUUAUUAGACUUCCCUUCUUAUUUUUUUAAUAUUCAAAUUAUAGUCAGAUUUUUAAAUGAUCUCUUUAAUAAAAUUGAAAGCAAAGACAUUUAUAAGAUAAAUACAAAAUACAUAUUGAAUCAUAUUGAGGUUUGUUAAUAUUCAAAUACUGUUCAACUCCAGAAUUGUGUUCAGCCCUUAUCUGCACCAGACACAC